GCCGCCGCGAUGUGGGCCGUCCUGCCGCUGCUCUGCGCCGGGGCUUGGCUCCGGGGCCCCCCGACCUGCGGCGCCGCCGAGCUGUCCGUGAGCUCCUUAGAGAAGUUUCACUUUAAGUCAUGGAUGCUGCAGCACCAGAAGAAAUACAGCGUGGAGGAGUACCCUCACCGGCUGCAGACGUUCGUCAGCAACUGGAGGAGGAUCAGUGCCCACAACGCUGGGAACCACACAUUCAAAAUGGGACUGAACCAAUUUUCAGACAUGAACUUUGCUGAAUUAGAACGCAAGUAUCUUUGGUCAGAGCCUCAGAAUUGCUCAGCUACCAAAGCUAACUACCUUCGGGGUACUGGUCCCUACCCACCCUUUGUGGACUGGCGGAAAAAAGGAAAUUUUGUCUCACCAGUGAAAAAUCAGGGCGGCUGUGGCAGUUGCUGGACCUUCUCCACCACAGGGGCCCUGGAGUCUGCGGUCGCCAUCGCAACUGGGAAGCUGCUCUCUUUGGCAGAGCAGCAGCUGGUGGACUGCGCCCAGAACUUCAACAAUCACGGCUGCCAAGGGGGUCUCCCCAGCCAGGCCUUCGAGUACAUCCGAUACAACAAAGGCAUCAUGGGUGAAGACACCUACCCCUACAAGGCCCAGGAUGGUGACUGCAAGUUCCAGCCCAGUAAGGCCAUUGCUUUUGUCAAGGACGUAGCCAACAUCACACUCAACGACGAAGAGGCGAUGGUGGAGGCAGUGGCCUUGUACAACCCUGUGAGCUUUGCCUUUGAGGUGACUGGUGACUUUAUGAUGUACAGAAAGGGCAUCUACUCCAGUACUUCCUGUCAUAAAACUCCAGAUAAAGUAAACCAUGCAGUACUGGCUGUUGGGUAUGGAGAAGAAAAUGGGAUACCCUACUGGAUCGUGAAGAACUCUUGGGGUCCCCAGUGGGGAAUGAACGGGUACUUCCUCAUUGAGCGUGGGAAGAACAUGUGUGGUCUGGCCGCCUGUGCCUCCUACCCCAUCCCUCUGGUGUGAGCCAGGAGGCCAGCAGUGACUGGUUGGCAGAGAAAGGGAAGAGCGGGCAGCCUGGCCAUUGGUGGAAGUCCUGCCCUGGAGGAAGUGGUGGGGAUCUCCACUCAGGGACCCCUCACUUUGCAUCCUCACCCCCGUGCCGUGUCCAGAAACCUAAAGAAAACGAAGAAAAACUCCACUAAGCAACACAUCUUCUGACGCAAAGGAUCACCAGCCUUGUGCCUUUAAGCAUGAUUUUUAACCGACUCAAACCCACAUGGACCAAGAAUAUUCUUUCCUUCCAGAAGGGCUACUUUUCACAUUUGGAGAGUACUCCAGUGCCUGUCUUUUCUGUGGUCUUUAUUCAAUAAACAUUCAGUGAGCACCUC
Diceros bicornis minor is the source of this 1382-nucleotide messenger RNA. It is a transcript of the gene CTSH, whose product is annotated as cathepsin H. Gene Ontology annotation, molecular function: cysteine-type endopeptidase activity. The transcript has 12 exons. Gene Ontology annotation, biological process: immune response. The record is from RefSeq and is a predicted model, not a curated record. Gene Ontology annotation, cellular component: lysosome. Lineage: Eukaryota; Metazoa; Chordata; Mammalia; Perissodactyla; Rhinocerotidae. Bases 10 to 1017 code for a protein of 335 amino acids.